Molecule: messenger RNA, 2681 nt
Organism: Acanthopagrus latus (yellowfin seabream)
Lineage: Eukaryota; Metazoa; Chordata; Actinopteri; Spariformes; Sparidae
Gene: hars
Product: histidyl-tRNA synthetase
Exons: 14
Coding region: 434-2002 (522 amino acids)
Biological process (GO): histidyl-tRNA aminoacylation; mitochondrial translation
Cellular component (GO): cytoplasm; mitochondrion
Molecular function (GO): histidine-tRNA ligase activity; identical protein binding; ATP binding
Source: RefSeq, a predicted model, not a curated record
ACAGUCCUGACAGCUGCAGGAGGCCGGGGGGAAACUGACGGCGGACACACAUAAAUGAAAAGCCAUGGAGGACAAAGCACAGAUACAAGAAGCGAUUAAAAACCAAGGGGAAAUUGUCCGGAAGUUAAAGUCAGAGAAGGCGAGCAAAGACCAGUGCUAGGGUUGCUCACCACUUUUCUCCUGUUCUUCCCGCCUGACCCCGGAUGACCUCGGCCUGCUCCUCCUUCAUCAUCACCAUCACCUACCUCACCGUUCGGGGACAUCAUUGCUCAACUCACUUCCUGGCUCUCCUUCCACUGACCAUUGUGAUUGGCUUCUGUGGCUGGCCCUGGACAAUACCACUGGACAUUGACGUACCCAUGAUGCACUCCUGAACCAUAUUCUGGACUUUUAUUUUUUUGCCCUCGUCAUUUUGCUUCCCCUGUGCUGUGGAAUGAUCAUGCUGGGCAUGAUUUGCAUUCGUGCUUACUCUGGUCUGGCGGCCUGUCGGACUGCAACACUUGUCCGAUCUGCGCAUUCUCUCACUGGAAUUACUGCUGCUCAGAUUGAUGAAGAGGUAGCCAAACUGCUGGAGCUGAAGGCUCAGUUAGGAGGAGAUGAUGGCAAACAUCAGUUUGUCCUCAAGACAGCAAAGGGAACGAGGGACUACAACCCCAAGCAGAUGGCCAUCAGAGAGAAAGUCUUCAACACCAUCAUCGGCUGCUUCAAACGCCACGGAGCAGAGACCAUCGACACACCUGUCUUUGAACUGAAGGAAACCCUGACAGGGAAGUAUGGAGAAGAUUCCAAGCUCAUCUACGACCUCAAAGACCAAGGAGGAGAGCUGCUGUCCCUCAGAUACGACCUUACUGUGCCCUUUGCCCGCUACCUGGCCAUGAACAAGAUCACCAACAUCAAGCGCUACCACAUCGCUAAGGUCUACCGCCGCGACAACCCAGCCAUGACCCGUGGACGCUACAGAGAGUUCUACCAAUGUGAUUUUGACAUAGCGGGCCAGUAUGAUGCCAUGAUUCCAGACGCUGAAUGUCUGAAGAUUGUGCACGAAAUCCUCAGCGAGCUGGACCUCGGUGACUUCCGUAUCAAGGUCAACGACAGACGCAUCCUCGACGGGAUGUUCGCCGUGUGUGGUGUUCCAGAUGACAAGUUCCGCACCAUCUGUUCAACAGUGGAUAAACUGGAUAAGAUGUCCUGGGAGGAUGUGAAGAAGGAAAUGGUGAAUGAGAAGGGCCUGUCAGAGGAGGCUGCUGACCAGAUUGGGGAGUACGUCAGUAUGCAGGGUGGAAUGGACUUAGCAGAGCGCCUCCUGCAGGACCAGAAGAUGUGUCAGAGUAAGCUGGCCUGUGCUGGACUCUCUGACAUAAAGUUGCUCUUCAGUUACCUGCAGCUCUUCCAGGUCACAGACAAGGUGGUGUUCGACCUCAGUCUUGCCCGGGGUCUCGACUAUUACACGGGAAUCAUUUACGAGGCAGUGCUGACUCAGGCAGGCGUGGCCCCAGUAACUGCUGAGGCCCAAAACGGGGCGCCAGGAGAGGAGAGUGUUAGCGUGGGCAGCGUGGCUGGCGGAGGGCGAUACGACGGCCUGGUGGGCAUGUUUGACCCCAAGGGCAGGAAAGUGCCAUGCGUGGGCGUCAGCAUCGGCAUCGAGAGGGUCUUCUCCAUCAUGGAGCAGAAGGCUGAGGCCUCAGCAGAGAAGGUUCGCACCACAGAAGUCCAGGUCAUGGUGGCGUCCGCUCAGAAAAACCUGCUGGAGGAGAAACUCAAACUCAUCACCGAGCUCUGGAAUGCCGGCAUUAAGGCAGAAGUGAUGUACAAGAAGAACCCCAAACUGCUGAGUCAGCUGCAGCACUGCGAGGAGUCUGGGAUCCCCCUGGUGGCCAUACUGGGUGAACAGGAGCUGAAAGACGGCGUGGUCAAACUCCGCGUGGUGGCAACCAGAGAGGAGGCUGAUAUUUCCAGAGCAAACCUUAUAGAUGAGAUCAGGAGGAGGACCUCUGAGGCCUAGCUGCUCCCGUCUGUCCAGCUGCAACCCCAUCACAUCGUCUGACUGCUUCAAACACACUCUGCAGACUCUUGUACAGAAUCUUCUGUCUCGCCCUCUGAAGAGCACUUUGGACAUGGUGCAGCCAUGAAAACACACCCAGCCUCAUUUUCAUAUCAGACAGACACGACUGGUAUUAUGUUGCUCACUGUAACAGGGCAGGCAGCCAAAAGUAAUGAAGCUAACUGGAAGUUUGAUGUGCGUCUUUAAAAAUGAACACUGUCAUUAGAGAACAGCAUCCAGGAAAUGUGUUACAGUUUAUGUCCUCUGAUAUUUAAUGAACGUCAAUGGUCUGUAUAGUCUCAGAAAGCUGCUGGAGAUCAGUUGGGUCAGAUUCAGAGUAGAAAAAUCCUUUUUCAGAGCUGUGCUCAGCCAGACAUGCUUCUUCUCUUGAGGUCCAAGGAUCAAACGUCAGACAUUUACCUUUUACAUGAACACAUCAUUAUUUGCUGCAUUUCAGUUCUGCUUAUAACAAAGGCUCAUGUGUACCUGUAUCAAACAUGCCUCUACUGUCACGUAUCCAAAAAUAAAAACAUCCAUCAUUUUGCUCAAUGCUGAAAUUAGCUGCUUGCUGACUGAGAUAAAGAUGUGUGCAUGAUUGGUUUUGGGUGAAUUUACUGAAUAAACACAAGAGUCCAUUUAC